This is a messenger RNA of Hydra vulgaris (swiftwater hydra), 2511 nucleotides long. Its product is annotated as sorting nexin-30. Gene Ontology annotation, molecular function: phosphatidylinositol binding. Lineage: Eukaryota; Metazoa; Cnidaria; Hydrozoa; Anthoathecata; Hydridae. The record is from RefSeq and is a predicted model, not a curated record. Gene Ontology annotation, cellular component: endosome; endosome membrane. Gene Ontology annotation, biological process: early endosome to Golgi transport.
UAUCCAGCAUAUUAUUUAGUUUUUAGAUAAAUGAAAAGAAUUGUUUUGAUAACCUAUUUAUAUGGAUUACAAGGGUUACCUUAUGGACUACAAACAAAUUUUUUACCCUUGGUGUUGAAAAAAGAUGGUUAUAACUUAUGGAAUAUAAGCUUCAUUCAUGUGUUGAGCUUACCAUGGCUACUUAAGGGGAUUUUGGCAACACAAUUAAAUAAUUGCGUGUCACAAAGAAAGCAUUGGAUUAGUUGCUCGUUAAUGUUGCUAUCAGUUUCUUUUACUACUAUUGGUUUUUCUUUUAACAAUAUUUAUGUUCUAACCAUUUUGCUAUUUAUAAAUAGUCUUCUAGCUGUAAUUAUGGAUAUAGCAGUUGAUGCAACAGCAAUUGCAUUUGUUAAACAGGAAAAUAACAUGCAAGAAAACACAACUACGAUGUUGAAAUUAGCAAAGUCUGAACAACAGCUUCAUGAAGCACUAGAAAAGCACAAGAAAUAUGCCAAAAAACUUAAAGAAAAAGAGGAACAGCUUUUAGAUACAAAAAAAAAGUUAGAAGCAUCAAACAUUGAGCUACAAAGAGAGCGUAAGCUGUCAGAAGAGUUGUAUGAAAAACUAAAGAAACUUGAAGCACAACUUCACAAUUUUGAAAAUCAAAAUCCAGUUGGCCAAAAUGAUGUUGCAAUAUCAGAUGAUCUUGUAAAAAUGGAAAUCAAUAGGAAAAUAUUAGAAGAACAACUAAAUACAUCUACAUCACCUAUAGCUAGUCUUAUGUUAUCAUGCACGCUUUGUCUACAAAGAAUAUGUAUUAGUGAUUUGGAAACACAUUCACAUAAAUGUUCUAUUGGUCCAAAAAUGAAAACAAGUGAUCCAAAUUUACAAAAAAUGCCUGAUAUUUUAAUAUCAACAGUGACAACUUCUGAUUCUUCAGAUGGUUUUUUUUACAGAGUUAUUUCUAAGGCUACGCUCCCAAAGUUUAAAAAUGAUGUUUAUGCUGUUGAACGAUCUAGUGAAGAGUUUGUAUGGUUUCGCAAAGCUCUCGAGGAACUUUAUCCAUGGCGUAUCAUACCACCAAUUAUUUUUACUGAAGAUUUGAAUGGAAAUGUGAGAGAAUUACAAAGGUUUCUUAGCAGAAUAUGUGCUCAUAAAAUGCUAAGAAGUGAUUCUUUUGUACGUAAAUUUCUUACUGCUACUAAUAAAGAAUUGGAAAAAACAAAGAAGUCUUAUAAAAAACAAGUCCAUGUGCCAUUGUCUCCACAAAAACCACACAUUGAGGCAGUAAACAAAGAAGGUCUUUUAUAUCGAGCUCAAAUUUAUAUUUCUUCACUGAUUGAAAAUAUUGAGACAUUAUUGAAAUUUUUUCGUUCAAAUGUUAACAAUUCAUUAGUUGAUGGUUUACAAAAAUGUUUUUUAAAAAUAAGUGAAUCUGAAGCUAACAAUACUUACCUGAAGGUUGUUGCAAUGAGGUUGGGAAACAUCAUAGGAGAUCUUGAAAACAAGUCCAAUGUUAUAUACGAUGAGAGCAACCUUAUAGAAGAUUUAUCAAGUAUUCUAGAGUAUGUUCGAUCAGCAGAUGAGUUAUUAAUACGUGUUGAACAUUCAAUCAAUACAUUAUUAUAUUGGGAAGAAGAAAUGAGAGUUUUAGAGGAAAUCAAUGAAAGCACAAAUAAUGAGGAAGGAACAAAUAAUCAAAAAGAGCUUAAAAGAACACAAUCUUGGGCUGAGGCUUCAUCCAAUUGUCACACAGCUCAUGAAGAGCUCGAACGCAUUUGUCGAAAUCUUUCAACAGAGUUGUCUGAGUUUGAUUUGCGAAAAGAACAAGAACUAAAAGAAGUUUUCAUCGAAUAUGCAGAUUCAAGAGUUGAUGUUUUUCAAAAACUUCAAAGCAAGUGGUUUGGAAUAAGACUCGUGCUAGACACAGAAAUAGUUCGUUCUCAGCGUGCGUUUGAUACAACCGAUGUUUAAUGCCUCUUGAGUAUUUUUCUUCUUUGUAUUAGUUCCGCUAAAUUCGUUUUUUAUUUAUUUUUUAAUUAUUUAUUUUAUAAUUUAUCAUUUUGUAAAAUAUGAAAUUUAAAAUUCUAUCAUUUAUUUAUAAAAUGUUUAGUGAAAAAGCAAGGGUAGCAGUUUGCAUUUUACAGCUUUAAUUAGAAAGGUAAUCUUUCUAACUUGUAUGAACUCUUCAAUAUCUUUUAACUAUUUUCAAGACAGUCUGUUUUUAUGGAGGCGUCUGUUUUUUGGAACAUGUUUGCCUCUUGGAAUCCGACUGUCUCCAUCUACCCGUCUGUCUAUUGUCUGUCGUUUCAAACAAAAUCUACAAUUUCUUCAAAGUCGUUUAGUUUCUAACUUGCUUAAUUUUAUUAUGCUUUGGAAUAUUAAAAAAGUUAUUUUUUUAUUUUUUACGAAAAUUUUAUAUGUAUAAAAACUAACUGUAAAUUACGAAACCUUUUGAUGUAUAAAUUUCGCGAAGUUAUUUUGUAAUUUGAAAAAUGUUUUCAAAAGACUAAGUAAAUAACUCUUUUUCUA